Tarenaya hassleriana is the source of this 2400-nucleotide messenger RNA. RefSeq names its product putative pentatricopeptide repeat-containing protein At3g47840. The record is from RefSeq and is a predicted model, not a curated record. Bases 173 to 2284 code for a protein of 703 amino acids. Gene Ontology annotation, biological process: RNA modification. Gene Ontology annotation, molecular function: RNA binding; protein binding. The transcript has a single exon. NCBI's taxonomy places the organism in Eukaryota, Viridiplantae, Streptophyta, Magnoliopsida, Brassicales, Cleomaceae.
ACAACGUUGAUGGAAUCUAAUUAGGGAAUGGAUUAGCCAUUUUCAUUUUUUUUUAUUUUGUUUUUCCAAUUUUUUGGACCAAGUUAAUGCCUCUCCAUUUUUUGCUUUGAGCUAACCGCUCGGUCCCUUCUCUCUGCUACUUUUCUGUACCAGCACUCUACUUCUGAGGACCAUGAUUUUGUCUGCAAGGACGAGUGGGAGAAUCCGGAGACUAUGUACAUCAUCCAUUUCCUCUCCACAACAAUCGUUGGAACAGUGUGUGCGGGGAACCCAUGUCCCGGAUCAUGUGGGUCUCGUUGAAAUGAAAUCUGAGCUCACCAAGUUAAUGAAGUCCGGGAAUUUGCGGGGUGCUCGCAAGGUGUUUGACAAAAUGCCGCACAGAGAUGUAUACUCAUGGACCACCAUGAUUUCGGGUUACGUAAGUGCAAUGAACUCCGACGAAGCCCUGAUUUUGUAUUCCACGAUGCGGGUUGGACCUGAUAUCUCAGUCGAUGCGUUUGUUCUUAGCGUAGCGCUUAAGGCUUGCGGUCUAAGUUUCAACGUCGCAUAUGGAGAAUCCUUACAUGGGUAUUCGGAGAAAAGCGGGCUCGUGAAUUCAGUAUUCGUGGGAAGCGCUAUUUUGGAUAUGUACAAGAGAAUAGGAACGAUCGAUAAGAGUUGCAGAGUGUUCAGUGAAAUGCCCGUUAAAAAUGUCGUAACUUGGACAGCCAUUAUAACGGGGCUUGUCCAUGCCGGUUUUUACAGGGAUGGGUUGAUGUAUUUCUCUAAGAUGUGGAGAUCGAAAGUAUCAUGUGAUACUUACACAUUCGCGAUUGCCUUGAAGGCUUGUGCUGAUUCGGGUCUGUUGAAAUACGGUAAGGAGAUUCAUACUCAUGUGGUAAUCAGAGGUUUCGAUGCAACUUUAUGUGUAGCCAAUUCACUUGGAACUAUGUACAUCAAGUGCGGGGAAAUGCAACAGGGGUUGUAUUUCUUUGAAAGCAUGAACAAUCGCGAUGUUGUUUCAUGGACAAGCGCCAUCUCGGCUUACGUUCAAAUGGGUCAAGAAGAAAAAGCGGUAGACGCGUUCCUACGGAUGAGAAACUCAGGAGUAAGUCCGAAUGAAUUCACUUUUGCUUCUGUGAUUUCUGCCUGUGCUGAUCUGUCGAGACUUGUGCUGGGCGAGCAGUUUCACACUGAUGUUUUGCGUCUUGGUCUGGAAGACUCUUUGUCAGUGGCUAACUCGAUGAUGAAGAUGUAUUCAUCGUGUGGAAAGUUAGAUUCCGCUUCUCUUUUGUUUCAAGGAAUGAGAUGCAGAGACAUUAUUUCGUGGAGCACGAUAAUAGGAGGAUACUGUCAAGCCGGUUUUGGAGAAGAAGCUUUUGCUUACUUCUCAUUAAUGAGACGAGAAGGGCCACAACCAACAGAUUUUGCACUUGCUAGUGUGCUGAGUGUUUCAGGAACCAUGGCAACUCUUGAGAAUGGUAUGCAAUUCCAUGCGCUUGCUCUGAAUCUCGGGUUGGACCAGCGAGCCACAAUUCGAAGUGCGCUGAUGAACAUGUAUUCAAAAUGCGGGAAUAUCACCGAAGCUUUAAAGAUCUUUGAAGAAGCAGAGAGCGACGAUAUCGUCUCGUUGACAGCUAUGAUCAAUGGAUAUGCUGAGCACGGAUAUGGCAAAGAAGCCAUCGAUUUGUUUGAGAAGAGUAUAGCCUUUGGCUUCAGACCCGAUUCUGUAGCAUUCAUCAGUGUUCUCACAGCCUGCAAUCAUUCAGGACAGCUUGACCUCGGUUUUCACUAUUUCAAUUUGAUGAGUGAGAAAUAUAACUUGACACCGACAAAGGAUCACUAUGGAUGCAUGAUCGAUCUGUUAUGCAGAGCAGGACGGCUAAGCGAAGCAGAGGAGUUGAUCCAAGACAUGCCAUGCCAAAAGGAUGAUGUAGUAUGGUCCAUGCUUCUUAGAGCAUGCAUGGCCAAAGGAGAUGUCGAACGUGGAAAACGGGCGACUGAAAAGAUUUUAAAGCUGGACCCUAAUUCAGCAACUGCACAUGUAACCCUAGCCCAUAUAUACUCAAGCAGAGGGAAGUGGAAAGAGGCUGCAGAUAUGUGGAAGAAGAUGAAAUCAAAAGGAGUGAUGAAAGAGCCUGGAUGGUCCUCAAUCAAAAUCAAGGACCAAGUUUCAGCUUUUGUAUCCGGUGAUCGGUUUCAUUUACAAAGUGAGGAUAUACAUGGCAUCUUAGAAUUAGUGGCACCAGGUGCAGAAACUCAUGAAUUAGAUAGAUUGUUGUUUCCAAUGAUUUUUGACAACUAACCAGGAGGCAAUUCAUGUUUCUCCUCAUGUUUCAAAUGCAGCAUUGUAUAAAAGCAGCAGGGGUGACAUUCAUUGUAUUAUAUAUAGCUCAAUUAAUAAGACAAAAAAAGUGAAGA